Kwoniella mangroviensis CBS 8507 is the source of this 378-nucleotide messenger RNA. RefSeq lists its product as uncharacterized. The transcript has 3 exons. NCBI's taxonomy places the organism in Eukaryota, Fungi, Basidiomycota, Tremellomycetes, Tremellales, Cryptococcaceae. Bases 1 to 378 code for a protein of 125 amino acids. The record is from RefSeq and is a predicted model, not a curated record.
AUGCCAAGAAGGUUCUAUGGUUCUAAGUCAGUACUCCCUGUUCUUCAAGCUGCGGUCAAUUGUCUGGCUAACAACUUUUAUACCUAUACGUACAACGAGCUAAAGGAAUUUGACGAGUUAUGGUAUGACGAAGAUGAUGAUUGUUUUUAUUUUGAAGUCCAUCAAUGGGAGGAAGGUGAAACUGAGAUGUGCUACGUGGUCAUGAACCCUGACAAGGAAGAACAUGAAGAGUACAGAUUCUGUACUACUCCUCAUUGGUCCAAUUACAGGGACGAAAUGAUCUGUGUUGAUCAUCUCGCACUCCUCAGCAACGGACCUUACAAGGUGGAUUGGCUGUCCACCGGAGAUGACGAUUCCGAAGUUGAUGACGCUGUUUAG